ACUUAUCAGACCAUCUCCAGCGAGGAAGAAGCGUCGUGAAAAAAGCCGCAAAAUAUACACAGACUGAAGUAUUUUCGCGAAUUACUUGAACACAACGUGCGGAAAAGUAUUCGGAACGCCCCAAGAUGAGUGGCGGCACCAUGCUAUAUGGCGGCGACGAGAUCGGCGCCCUGGUCUUCGAUCCCGGACAUCACUCCUUGCGAGUGGGCUACGCACAGGAGGAUUCGCCCAAGGCGGAGAUACCCUCGGUUGUGGGGAUUGGAGCAGCUCCAGAGACCAAUCUCGAUCCGGAAACCAAAACAGAUAACAAUGCCACGCCAAAUAAUGCUGACCAGCGUAAGUUCUAUGUGGACACCAACUACGUGACCGUUCCCCGUUCCAAUAUGGAGGUGCAGACCUAUAUGAAAGACGGCAUGAUCGACAACUGGGACCUGUUUGAGAAGGUGAUUGAUUACGCCUAUGCCAAUGUCAUUCAGUCGGAGCCGGAAUACCAUCCCGUGCUCUUUUCCGAGGCAUCGUGGAAUGUCCGCAACAACCGCGAGAAGCUAACUGAGCUGAUGUUCGAGAAGUACAAUGUUCCAGCCUUCUUUCUGGUAAAGAACGCCGUUCUGGCUGCCUUCUCCAGCGGGCGGGCCACCGCUUUGGUUGUCGAUAGCGGAGCCACCCACACCUCGGCCGUUCCCGUGCAUGAGGGCUAUGUCCUAUCUCAGGCGGUGGUUAAGUCACCCCUGGGUGGGGACUUCCUUUCACGACAGUGCCGCCAGCAUCUGGAGAAGCACGGCAUUGAUCUGUCGCCGGUAUACAAGAUUGCCUCCAAAGACGUCGUUAAGGAGCGCGACAACGGACGCUUCACGCUGCGCAAACUGCCAGAGAACCUAACUCAGUCGUGGCAAAACUACAUGUUGCAGCUCAUGAUGCAGGACUUUCAGAUGAAUGUGCUGCAGGUCCUCGAAAAUCCGUUCGACGAACGGGUUGCUGCCCAAAUCCCGACGGUACACUAUGAGUUUCCUAAUGGUUAUCAUCAGGACUUUGGUUCUGAGCGGUUCAAGAUAGCCGAGAGUCUCUUUGACAAUGCCAUGCUGGGAGCUGGCCAAUUGGCGUCCACCAGCGUGGGCAUGUGUGAUGCGGAUGUGCGGCUGUCACUUUUCGGCUCAGUUGUUGUUACUGGUGGCAAUACUCUUCUGCAAGGCUUUCCGGAGCGCCUAAAUCGCGAUCUCCAGCUACGUGCUCCCUCAAAUACGCGACUAAAAAUGAUUUCUGCCAAUGGCAGCGUGGAGCGAAGAUUUGGAGCCUGGAUUGGUGGUUCUAUCCUAGCCAGCAUAGGUACUUUCCAGCAGAUGUGGAUAUCGUCGCAGGAGUACGAGGAGGCCGGCAAGAGCCAAGUCGAGCGGAAGUGUCCGUAAGGACAGCGCAAUCGAAUUCCAAUUUUAAUUUUAAAGACGCAACUCUAUGUAAUAAUAUAAAUGUGAACUUUUAAGUGUCCCAUUAUUCAGAAGACA
Drosophila mauritiana is the source of this 1499-nucleotide messenger RNA. RefSeq names its product actin-like protein 6B (gene Bap55). Gene Ontology annotation, molecular function: chromatin binding. The record is from RefSeq and is a predicted model, not a curated record. Bases 126 to 1403 code for a protein of 425 amino acids. Gene Ontology annotation, cellular component: SWI/SNF complex; NuA4 histone acetyltransferase complex. The transcript is spliced from 3 exons. Lineage: Eukaryota; Metazoa; Arthropoda; Insecta; Diptera; Drosophilidae. Gene Ontology annotation, biological process: nervous system development; regulation of transcription by RNA polymerase II.